AUGGCUGACAAGAAAGGCAAUGUGUCCUCAAGCCGUAAGCAUACUCUGAAGAGUUGUAUGCUGGCAGUUGCUAAGGAUUUGCUCGAAGCUGAAGCGUUAGAGAAAGUUAAAGAGAGGGAGAGAUACAUGGACGAGAACUGCCCUCCUCUGGACAUUCCCCACUCCAAGGAUGAUUUGGUGGACCUUUGCACAAAGAUGUACGACAAAAUUAAUGUGAUUGAUGAGGAGAGAUACAACUUAGAAUACAAAGCAGUCAUGGUUUGCAAUGAGGUUAUAGACCUAAACAUAAAAAUCGUUGACAUGAGGGGCAAGUUCAAGAAGCCAGCUCUGAAGAAAGUGCGUAUGUCUGCUGAUGCUAUGCUCCAGGCUCUGCUGGGCUCCAAGCACAAGGUGACCAUGGAUCUGAGAUCCAACCUAAAACAAGUGAAGAAAGACGAGAAGAAAGAGGAUUUGCGUGACGUUGGUGACUGGCGUAAGAACAUUGACGACAAGGCUGGCAUGGACGGCAGGAAGAAGAUGUUUCAGGGAGAUUCUUAG
Molecule: messenger RNA, 537 nt
Organism: Salvelinus namaycush (lake trout)
Lineage: Eukaryota; Metazoa; Chordata; Actinopteri; Salmoniformes; Salmonidae
Product: troponin I, fast skeletal muscle-like
Exons: 6
Coding region: 1-537 (178 amino acids)
Biological process (GO): muscle contraction
Cellular component (GO): troponin complex
Source: RefSeq, a predicted model, not a curated record